Messenger RNA from Dibothriocephalus latus, 435 nucleotides. The record is from the annotation of a GenBank genome assembly. Lineage: Eukaryota; Metazoa; Platyhelminthes; Cestoda; Diphyllobothriidea; Diphyllobothriidae.
AUGCUGGGUUACUUAUACCAUCACCGACAUGAGGCCUUCGAGGCGGUGGUGAAGGGCAAGAGGCAGACUAGACGUCUUCUAUUCUCCCUCCAGGGCGAACACAUUAACCUGUAUCUGCGUGGCGGAAUAAUCUUGUUCGGAAUCAUGUCGAUCAUCUACACCAUCUCCAAGGCGUAUGAAUGUCGCGGAUCUAAGGACUUCUUUAACGGGCACAUCAUCCUACCGAUCUUCUAUAUCGCCUUCUUCAUUUCCGAAGUUGCUUUCGUACUGUUUAUGCACAAGGGCCCAGCCCAAGCUUGCGACCAUUUCAGUGCUCAAAAGUGGAACUCGAGCUUGCGUUCUUUUGACUUCAGUGCCCUCGAGAACAAUCAGACACCCGUGGUUGGCCUUCAUCGACCUAGCAUUGUUGUAUGGCAUCGUUACUUCCACCUUUAG